Messenger RNA from Cinara cedri, 4596 nucleotides. Lineage: Eukaryota; Metazoa; Arthropoda; Insecta; Hemiptera; Aphididae. The record is from the annotation of a GenBank genome assembly.
AAGAAAACAAAGUUUCACUCACCAAAAUGUCGUGUGGAAAUCCCAUUGAAAACGACCUUGUACGUCGGAAGUUCUCAAAUUUGAAGACGAUUAACGAAACAGCGAUUAUUGAAAAACUAAAGAAACAAUUUUAUAUACAGCUAUCGGUAAAGGACGCAUACGCGGACGUGACUCACUGUAACGCGAUUUAUCGUUUCUAAUCGACCGCUUGUCAUCAUAUAAUAUGCAUUUAUUAUUAUUGUUGUUGUUGGUGUUAUCCUACAAUAGCUAGAAGUUAAAACUAAAGAGUAUACAGUAGUGGCGGCAGUAAACACGAGCACGAUUGUACGCGAGGAAAGACGAUACGAGAGUUUAUUUCAUAAUUUAACAUGCAGUUACAGAAAAGCCUAAGGAGCACUAAACUGCUGCUCCACUGUGGCGUUUAAGUGGUUCGAUUACGCGGCGAAACACGCCGUCAGAUAGCGCUCACACUUUGAUUUGCAAGAUUAGUAAUUUUUGUUGUUAAUGAUUAAUAUGUUCAUGGUCGUAUCUAUAUUAAAAUUAUGAAAAUAAAUUUUGAUCCUUUCAGACGUAGUCGGCAUAGGGUAUAAAUAUUGUUGUGUUAUAUGUACCAAGUGUGUAUGUAGUCUUAAUAACAAUUACUGUUGAUGAUUUGCGGUUCCAGAAAAUGGAACUUCAAGAUUCGUUCUACAGUAAAUCUGAAUAUGUGGAAACGGUAAGUAAUUUUGGUUUAUCACCAUUUAAUUGAAAUGUGAAAUUUUAAAUUUAUUUCUAAUAUUAUCACAGACAACUGGUAAUAAAGUAAGCCGUCAAGCUCAAAUUUAUGGUUCACAGAAUAUCAUACUCAAUGGUAAAGUAAUACUACAGUCAGGUGUGAUGAUACGAGGUGAUUUAGCGAGUGUCAAAAUGGGACGGUACUGUUUUGUUGGCCGAGGUUCAGUUGUAAGACCACCAUGCAAAAAAUUUAGUGGAGGGUAAUGUUAUGUAUUAUCAUUAUUUUUUAUAAUUUAUAUAUUGAUACUUGACUACUAAAUUACAAAUUGGAAUAAAAUAACUGGAUGAAUACAAAAAAUAAAAUUAUUAUGUUUUUAGUAUCUUGUUUGAAGUUUACAAAAAAAUAUUUUUGUAUAGUCAGUAUUUAUGAAUAUUCAGUAUUGAUGAAUAAUCAUUUGAUAGACUAGGUACCCUAAAAAUGUUGUAUUUAAUUUACAUUCAUGUGUCCCAAUUAAGCGGAUUCUACUGUAUUUAUAUUUUUCUCUCUGCUUUUAGUGGUUUCGUCUUUACCAAAUUAGCUUUAUCAUUUUAAUUGUUUUUUAAGUAAAUGAAAUGACAGAAGUUGGGUUGAAUUUUGUUAUAUUGCAUUAAGAGGAUGCUAGUUAAGGAUUUUAGAUUUGAAUACUUUAUUGAGACUUCCCAAAUGGAACCAAGGAGAUAUUGUUGAAUAUCGAAGGCAUUAGUAUCAAGGAUGUUUUUUAAGGGUUUCACCUCACCAAUUACUUAUAUUAUCAUUGGUACCAUUUAAGAUCACAUUUCACCACUCUUUUUGGAAGUUAUAUAGUAGUAGUGUAAUAUAGUAUUGGGUUAUUUAUUGUUUAACAAAGAAUAUUUCUAUAGUUAAUACAAAAUAGACAGGAGGAGAGAAUUUGACUCCAGUGACAAUUCUGCUGCUUAUAGGUGUUUUUAACUAUGUAUUAAUGAACCUUCCAAAUAUGGUUUUAUAUAUUAUUAAAUUCCUCUAAAUUGAAUUAUUACCUUGUCCUUGAUUAAUUAUGAUAAUCCACUUAAUAAUUUAUAAUUCAGGUUUACUUAUUUUGCUCUUCAAAUUGGAGAUCAUGUUCACAUUGGGGAACAAAGUGUUAUUCAAGCAGCUGUUAUUGGUUCAUAUGUUCACAUAGGAAAAAAUGUUGUAAUUGUAAGUAUUGUUUAAAAUAGUAAUAACUAGGCCUAGGAUUUUUUUGCAACAGUAUGAUUGUUAUGUCUAAAUGAAGUUUUAGUGAUUAAUAUUAUUUUAAUGAAAAUAUUACAAUUUAUAUUUUGCAUGUUUAUUUUGAAUAAUACGCAUAUUUAUUUUUCAUAUCUUGAAUAAAAUGAAUUUUAUCACAUAUUUUAUAGCAUAUUAAUAGUUACAUAGCACAAAAUGAAAUAUUAUCUAUACAAAAAAAUUACCCAGAAAUAUUUAGUUUACAUCUUAUCUUUAACAUCAUUCAUAUUUUGAUUGAGAUAAUAACUAGAUAAGAGUAAUAUUUAACAAUUAUAGAUUGUUUAAUAAUCUAAAAAUGCCUUCUAAAUUAAUUUUAAGUACUGAAAGAGCAUGUUAUUUUUUGUGAAUAAUUUAUAUAGUGGUAAUUAACACUUAUUAUAUAUAAAUAAUAAUAAUAACUUUUUAGAAUAUGACAUGCAAGCUCGAGUGGUGGUUGGCGUAGGAGACUUAUUAUUAUGUACACUGUACAUCAAAGCAGUUAAAUGCGUCUUAAAUAAUAUUACACCCUCUUGAUAGUGCUUAGCUGGUCCUGGUAUUAUUAAUAUUUUACUGUACAAUUUUUUUUUUUUCAGGGUAAAAGGUGUAUACUAAAAGAUUGUUGUAUGAUUGGAGAUAAUACAGUACUCGCACCUGAUACUGUAGUUCCCUCAUUUGCCCAUUAUUCUGGUUCUCCGGGUAUACAAAUUGGUCAAUUACCAGUUUGUACUCAAGAUCUAUCAAUUGAUUAUACUAAAUCUUUUUAUGAUCACUUUGUUCCAUCUAUUGAUAAUUUAUAGGUUUAAGAACUAUUUUAUUUUGUUUUUUUUUUCAACACCUUCCUUUAAUUUAAAAUGUAUUUUAUAAAAUAAUAUAUGUUUUGAUAAUGGUUAAUAAUCUAUUAUUAUUAACAUUUUCUAGAAGUUGAGUUCUUUUGGUCUUCUUUUUCAAAAUGUACAAAAACUUUGGCUGGUAACAUAUAUUCUAACAACAUAUUGUUUUCAGCUGGUAAUCCCAAACAUGCUCUGAGUAUGUUUUCAAUACAUGCUCGUUGACGAAAAAGUGAAUUAACUAUUGGAGCCCCUAUAACAGAACAAAUAUAAUUUAUUUAGUGUUGUUGAUAAUAUAACAUUAUUAUCGAUUGAUUUACCUUUUGGCACAACAGGUGCUUUAAGUAAAUAUGACAACACAGAAAACACUGGAUGCAAAGGUGUAUAGUCCAUACUAUCUGAUCCAAUCUCAAUUCUGGUAAAUACAUCAGCCAGUAUAAGUAAAUCCAAUAUAAGCGGAGAUGCCAAUAGUGAAUCUUCACAUGUGUUAUGUAUGGCUAAUGUAUUAAGACCAUUCAAAAAUAUUUCUGAUGUAUAUUCAUCCAUUGCCCUUUUGGAAUCACCAACAUAUGGCACAUACUUAAUUACAACACAGUGAUCUGGUUUUUCGUUUGGUUUGUAUAGAAUACUAUUUGACUGAACCAUAUCAUCGACCACAUUGCUUUUAGAAAUCUCUUUUGAGCGGAAUUGUUGAGGAGCGGACAAAUUAUAACCAUCAUUGUUUCCUAAAUGAUUAUAGCUUACAAUGGAUACUGGUUUAAUGCCAGCUGUAACCAAGAAGUCUACAAUAACAGAUUUCAGUUUUGUUUGGCCCGAUUUGAAAUCAUCCCCAGCAAUAUGUACACCCAUUUUCUCAGCCAAUUCUACUACACCUUUCACAAAAGUGUUUGAUGGUGAUCCAUUUAUAUAAGUACACUAAAGUUUUUAAGAGAAAAAUAAAUCAAUAUCAGCUCUUAAAACUCAAUAAAAAAAAAUUCAUACUCCUUCCAAAAUUGAAGCAACAGCAAAUAAUGUAGAUGGUGAGAUUUCUGAUUCAUUUUUGCAGAUUGAUUUUAAAAGGUUAUCUGAUGUGUCAUUAAGUCCUUUGAUUUCUUCACUAAAUCGUUCAGUAUUGGCUGUCCAUAAAACAAUCACCUGGUCCAAAUUUUUACUUUUUUUAAAAUCCUUGAUAUCUGUUCUGAUUUGAUCUAGUGCUUCUGAUUUACUUUCGGUUUUAAUUAUAUUAUCAGCACGGUCUAACUGAUUAGCAGCUAUAAAGUCAGGAAUGUAAAUUGAUGGCCGGGGCUUAAUACCAGACAUAAAUUUCAUUAAUUUAUUUUGUAAAUCAAUAUCCAACACCUAAAUAAAAAACAAUAAAUACAAAAUUAUGAAAUAUAUUUUUAAUUAUAUUUAAAUAGAAAUAGUUAUUUUGUUAUUUUACUUUUGCUCUCUUCAUGGCUUGACCUAGGUCCAUAGAUGAAAUAUCCCAACCAUCAAUUUCUAUAUCAUUAGGGUUGAUCAUGGGUACUAAACUUUUUAAUGGAACAUAUACGUCUUUGCCACUUGCAUCCAUACCAAUACGUAUUGUAGAUGAUUGGGUUAUUGAACCAAACCAAUUUGGAUACUUGACACCCAAUUUUGUUUCCCAUGAACAACCGUAUUUGUUUGCAAAGAUCCCUGCAGUUAAAGUAGUACCAUUGUUACCACCUAAACCUACCAUCAUUAACCCGGUUUUAGGAACAGUUCUUUUGGUGCGAAUCUUGAUUUUAGUUAUAGUAGGCUUGAUCUACCAAAAAUGUAAACAUUUUAUUAGAUUCAAUUUUUUAAAUC